Truncatella angustata is the source of this 2448-nucleotide messenger RNA. RefSeq names its product AMP-binding enzyme. Bases 472 to 2166 code for a protein of 564 amino acids. The transcript is spliced from 2 exons. The record is from RefSeq and is a predicted model, not a curated record. Gene Ontology annotation, molecular function: CoA-ligase activity. Lineage: Eukaryota; Fungi; Ascomycota; Sordariomycetes; Amphisphaeriales; Sporocadaceae. Gene Ontology annotation, biological process: secondary metabolic process.
CCGCAUCAAUUUAUCACCACAACAACUCCGUUGUGCGGGGAGAUCACAAUCUCAUCCUUGGCUGUUGAUUAUGUGGCCAAUUACAGCAGAGCUCUAUCGUGGAGGAUUACAAGUUUACGAGCAAGCAUGGAUCCCCAGAGAGUGCGUCCUGGUUGACUGGUAUAAACGACAGGUCACCUCAGUAAAAGCUUCCUUCUCACCUGCAUGUAUGCACACCAUAUACUUGUGUCACAAUUCCCAUCCUACCAGACAAGCCCUAGAGUACCUAGGGUUGGGCUAUUCCUGCGUCGUUUCAACAAGUAGCAAAGGUUGGCUUGAACUGAAUUGGACUCAACGUAUUGAGCUUGCUCAUUCGCUUGAAAUCUUGUCAGUAGCUGGCCCUUACCGCUUUGGUCUCAACAUACACAUCGUCCGGUUCAUAUCACCUCGCUUCUCAACCGCAUAACGCACAGCCAGAGUAUCUAUUUCACGAUGCCGGUAUCUAGUCGCUGGAACGUGGAAAUCCCCGGCGGGUCUCUGCCACGAUGGACUUUUGGUUCCUCAUUUGACCCGCUACCGGACACGCCUUUGUUCGUCGAUCCCGAAAAGCCUGAUACGCAUGUUUUGUCGAAAUCGCAGUUUCGACUCUGGUCGAAGAGGUUUGCCAUCGGUCUGAUCGAGGCCGGCCUACAACCUGGGGAUAGGGUCCUUCUCUUCUCCGGAAACACGCUCUUCACACCUGUUGUUUUUAUGGGCGUGCUUAUGGCUGGCGGUGUCUUUACAGGCGCAAACCCGAGCUUCGUGGCGAGAGAGUUGGCGUAUCAGCUCAAGGAUAGCGGUGCCUCUUUUCUUGUCUCUGCCAAUAGCAGCAUGGAUAUCGCUACCGAGGCCGCCGCGGAAGUAGGACUUCCCAAAGAUAAAGUGUAUAGUUUUGACGCAACAGCACUAGAUUCGACUCCCGGAAAGGCGCCACCAGGGGCCAAACACUGGACCGACCUCCUUGUAUCAGCGGAGAAGGCCGAGAAAUGGGAUUGGUACGAGGCUCCUGACUCUAAAACCGCCACAUGCUGUUUGAACUACAGCUCGGGAACGACUGGCGUUCCCAAGGGCGUUCAGAUCAGCCACUAUUCAUACAUCGCAAAUGGCAUCCAAGUACUACACGUUGCGGCCAUGAGGGAUGACUAUGAGGACUGGGUCAAGCGCUCACGCCAGCUUUGUUUUCUUCCCAUGUAUCAUGCCUUUGGCCAGACAUACUUCACGACGAUAUUCCCCAAGAUUGGCAUUCCCGUCUACAUCAUGGGCGGGUUUGACUUUGUCAAGAUGCUCGAGUACGUACAGAAGUACCGCAUCACAUCGCUCACCUGCGUCCCGCCCAUCGUCGUAGCCCUGGCCAAGCACCCGCUCGCACGGAAAUACGACCUAAGCUCCAUCGAAAGUCUAGGGUCGGGCGCUGCGCCGCUUACGCGAGAAGUGGCCGAAGAGGCCGAGAAGCUGUGGCCCUCCGGCGACGUCCUGAUAACCCAGGGAUGGGGCAUGACCGAAGUGACGUGCACGUGUCUGACAUGGCACCCAGGCAGCAAACUUAAGAGUAUCGCAGUAGGCGAGUUGACGCCGAAUUGUCGGGGCAAGAUCAUGCGGCUCGACGGUUCUGGUGAGAUCACUACCGCCAACGAGUCGGGCGAAAUCUGGGUCACAGGUCCGACACUUAUGCAGGGUUAUUGGAAUAAGCCGGAGGCUACGGCAAACACAUUACAUAUUGACGCCGACGGCACGCGGUGGUUAAAGACUGGCGACAUCGCGUUCAUUGAAAAGUACGAGCAGGGUGGACUAUGGCACGUCAUCGAUCGCUUGAAGGAGCUGAUCAAGGUCAAGGGCAACCAAGUUGCCCCCGCCGAGCUGGAGGGUGUGCUGUUGGAGAACAAGUCUGUGAUUGAUGCCGCUGUUGUUGGUGUCACCAUCAAUGGCGAGGAGGUUCCGCGUGCAUAUGUCGUGCCGAACCCUGCAGCAAAGGUCUCAGAACAAGACAUCGCGCAAUGGAUGCAGAACAAGGUUGUGCGAUACAAGUGGUUGAAAGGCGGUGUAAUUUAUGUGCCUGAAAUCCCCAAAAACCCGUCUGGAAAGAUCUUGAGAAAAGAGCUCAGAGAUCGAGCCGCUAAGGAAGUUGGUGACAAGAAGUCGGCACUCUAAAUUUGCAAAGAAUCAAUGAUCAACGACACGCAUCUGAACAUAUCAUACCGUAUAUAUACGCAUUCCAUAAAGUAUAUAAACAAGACGCGGCAACACAAUAUCUUACAGCGUUUGCACAGAAAGAGGGUCCGAUUCAGUUUGACAUGAGAAUAUAUGCUUAGCCUCUCUUCAAGGAGCUACAUUGAUGUGUUUUGCGACGUAUUCGAACCUAUGCUCGGAUAGUUGCCACAUGUACUCUUAGUUUAUUGAAGUUUUCUGUUUAAAUAUACUAUUUGACGUUCA